Messenger RNA from Arabidopsis thaliana (thale cress), 1214 nucleotides. RefSeq names its product 2-oxoglutarate (2OG) and Fe(II)-dependent oxygenase superfamily protein. The record is from RefSeq and is marked reviewed. NCBI's taxonomy places the organism in Eukaryota, Viridiplantae, Streptophyta, Magnoliopsida, Brassicales, Brassicaceae. Bases 95 to 1072 code for a protein of 325 amino acids. The transcript has 2 exons.
CACGAAUUAAACCUAUUUGGAGAACUAAACGAAACUAAAGUUGUAUCCCCAAACACAAAAUGCAACAUUCAUAAUCAUCAUUUGGGGGUCAUUAAUGUCUCUGGAACUUCCGGUGUUUGACAUUUCAAAGCCUCUAAGCGAGUCAUCAUUGACGUCACUACAAGAUGCGUGUAAGGAGUGGGGUUUCUUCUACGUAACCAACCACGGCGUCUCCCGCGACAUGUACAAGAAACUCCGGAGAUUCUCAACCGGAGUUUUCGAGCUAGAAGAUGAGGAGAAAAUGAAAAUGGGAGCGUCUAAUUACACUCCCCGUUUCAUCGCAUCGCCUUUCUUUGAAAGCCUUCGUGUCUCCGGUCCCGAUUUCUAUGCCUCGGCCAAGUCUUCCGUUGAUGCUUUUUCCGACCAAGCUACCGAUGAAGAGUUCAGUGGGUUGAUGAAAGAAUAUGGAGAAAAGAUGACGAAACUAUGUGAGAAGAUAAUGAAAGCAAUCCUCUCUAGCUUCGGAGACGAUCUUCAUCACAAGUAUUACGAAUCUGAGUUUGGAAACUGUCAUGGCUACUUCAGGAUCAACAACUACACAAUCCCUUCAGACCAAGAAGAUGAUCAUCACAACGGUGAUGAGCAAGAUUUGAUCGAAGGGCUAGGAAUGCACACUGACAUGAGUUGCAUCACGAUCGUUGACCAAGAUGACAUCGGAGGUCUUCAAGUCAGAACCAGAGAUGGGAUUGGUCUGAUGGAUAUCAACCCUAAAGAUGAAGCACUCGUUGUCAACGUCGGAGAUCUAUUGCAUGCAUGGACCAAUGGACGGCUGAGAUCGUCUCAACACAGAGUUAUCUUGAAACGACGUGGUUUCGUUGGUAAUAGAUUCUCACUUGCUUUUUUUUGGUGCUUUGACGAUGGGAAAGUCGUGUUUGCCCCUGAUGAAGUCGUCGGAGGUUGUGAGGGUAUGAGGGUAUUUCGAUCAUUUAAAUGUGGGGAUUAUUUGAGGUUUAGAGAGAGUAAUGAGAAAGGGAAGUUCGAGAAGGUUGGGGACACGGUCGAAGACUUUGCACGAAUUGAAGACCGUCGUUAAUUAAUUUUUCCCUAAAAUGAAAUAAUAUUAAUAAUUUUUUUUUGACAUACACUGAGUAUAUUUGUGUAUUUUUCCAAGAUACGAAAUAGUCAGAAAAACAAAAAAUUAGUCAUAAAUAGGCUGAUAAUGUUUAAACAUGCUA